UCCCGGUUUUUGCGCUCUCAGCUGGGAUUCCGGGAAUCCUGUCUCGUGCUUUCCGCCCGAUCAGCUGAGAUUCCAUGGAAUAUAAUUGCGCGGUGAAGUCGCCAGACGUAACAGUAUUACCUUUAUAUCGUAUACAUUGUUUAAUAAGCAUCAGAAAUUAUUUUUUAAUCGCCAGUGCUUCUUAUAAGAAUAACACAAUUAAAUUUUUCAAUCGACCGUACCUGGCAAUUGUGUUUUUCAACACAGAAAUUUUUAUUGCGAAAAAUAUUACCUCAGCCAGGGUUUGAACCUGGACUUCCCUGCUCACUAGGUUUAAAGUUCUUAUUAGCGAGUAUUCCAAGAUUAUUCUAGUCCUUCUCUAAUUUUGUAGGCGUACAGGAUUUACAUACGCUAAUGACAUCAAUGUCAACUAGCAUGGAAGAUCAUUUUAAUAGAAUAUACGAAGUGUUAACUUCUCUGUCACAAACAGUUAAAGAGUUAAAAACUGGGUUACUAGCUGUAGAAAAAAAAAUUAAUAUGACUCGAGAUCCCCCUGCAUUGGACGUGACAAAUAUGGAGCGUUCUUUCCCACUUCAAACAAUUGAUGAUGUCAAGGCUUUUGAAAAGAAUUUAACAGAAAAUGUGGAAGAAUACAACAAAUUUGUAAGUUAUUGUAAGCAAUUAAGAGGCCGAAUUAAGGAUAUACGAAUACAUGAGACAAGGGGAGCGUGUGGUGUAGUAGCCUUAGUGUUAUGCCGAGAGAACGAAGGAUCCCGGUUGGCUCCGUUUAUUUUUCCGUCGCUUACAUUAUACCAUAUGUAUGAAUUUAGUAUAUAUAAUAU
Molecule: messenger RNA, 821 nt
Organism: Vollenhovia emeryi
Lineage: Eukaryota; Metazoa; Arthropoda; Insecta; Hymenoptera; Formicidae
Exons: 2
Source: RefSeq, a predicted model, not a curated record